Messenger RNA from Anneissia japonica, 2212 nucleotides. RefSeq names its product nascent polypeptide-associated complex subunit alpha, muscle-specific form-like. The transcript is spliced from 6 exons. NCBI's taxonomy places the organism in Eukaryota, Metazoa, Echinodermata, Crinoidea, Comatulida, Comatulidae. The record is from RefSeq and is a predicted model, not a curated record. Bases 206 to 859 code for a protein of 217 amino acids.
CUAUCUUGUAUUUCUAGUAUCUUUGGGAGAACUCUAUCUUGUAUUUCUAGUAUCUUUGGUAUCGUCUGUCUCCGGCCGCUAGUUGACUGGUUGCGUUAUUUACGAACAUUUGUUGGUUUUGCAAUUGUUACUCAGUUUUGAUGUAAGACUUAUUGGCCUGUAGUUCGAUGGGUUAGUUCUGGAACCGUCGUUAUGAAUAGGUGUGAUGGUAGCUUCUUUCCGUGCAUUUGUUACUGUAUAUUCUGAAAACCUUGCUAAGAUGGAUGGAUAUUUGUAUAUAGUCAUAGUUUUCGUUCUACUAUUCAAAUUCAGUAUAUACUUCUGCUGGUACAAAGCACGUAGGCAGCGCUAUGUAACGGCCCAACGAACCUACAUCAUUGAUACAAGUGCAGUCAGCAAUCCAGGCUUUGGACAGGCCAACGUUAUGCCACCAGCAGUUCAUGGCCAACAGGGAAUGGUAGAACAGCCAGUGGCACCAUAUUUCCAGCCCUCCAUGGCUAACCAAGGUAAGCCACCAACUUACAAUGAAACUGGACAACAACCGAAGGGGAUGCAUACCACUGAACCACCUCCACCCAGUUAUUUUAAUGCAACCACAUUUCCGUAUUCAACUAAUGUCAGUGGAGUGCCAAGUAUCCCAGCCGCUACCGGUGGACCAACAAAUCCAGGUUUAACACCAUACCCGUACACAACCAUGGCCAGUGGACCGACAACACCAUACUCGUACCCUGCUACUACCGGUGGACCAACAAGUCCUGGUACAACACCAUAUCGAUACCCAGCCACUGCUGGUGGACAAACAUCUCUUGGUACUACACCGUACCCAGCUGGAACUAAUUCAGGACCACAGCAAAUGUAAAAAUUACUAAAGAUCAAAAUUUUAUUUGUAAUCUAGUCUAAAGUCGUAAUGAUGAAUAUUAACUAAUGAUUAUAAUAUUAAUAACUGAAGGUCAUUAUGUUUUCUUAUAUAAUCCACAAAUAUUUAUAUUACUCAGAUGAAUUCUUGUUCUUAGUUUAGUUGGUAGAUCAAAUAAUAUAUUUUUGUACAGAAACUGGUUUUUCUUUAUACCCUCUAGUGUUUUCUAUUAAGUUUUAUCAAUAUAAUAUGACAUGAAAACUAUACUUUUAAAAAUUUUAUUAUUUUAUAUCCACAAUAUUAAAUAUUCUGUCGUAUGGCAAUCAUUUAGGACCAAAAUGUUCUGUCUAUCCCUCCUUCAAUACUGUGAAUUUUAAAAUUAUGCAAGAUAAAACAAACAAAAAAUGGUUAUGUUGCAGUAACAAUGGCAUUUGGAAAUCAGGGAUGGUCAACUGGUCAGGAUUUUUUCUAUUUUUUUUUUUUUACUUUAUAGGCCUGAUCCUAAUUCUUGACCCACUCAAUACCACGUUUUUUGCUCAGUCAAAUAGUAACCCACAUGGCUAAAAUCCAUGAUUACGAUGUCAAAUUUGUUACAGCUUAAAAAGUGGCCCUUUCAAACAUGUUACAAGUACUGUGUUUUUCAUCACUGAUCUCUACUAUAAUAGCUGGACUGCUCAUCGGCCAAUCAUUGUACAGGAAAAAGUGAAGCCACCGACGUACCAGUUUUAAUAGACAAGUUUCUUCUGGCAUUUGUUUAAAUUAUUGUUAAAAAUAACGAUUCUUGCAAUACUUUUCAAUAAUAAAUGUAAAUUAAAAUAACGAUUCUUGCAAUACUUUUCAAAGAUAAAUAUAAAUUUAACGUAAGGAUUUUUUUCAAAUCGUCGAACUAAUCAACGCGUCUCUUUAUGCAGUUUGCAAUAACGCGAGCGAAGUCGCAUUGUUAUAGUGACGCCGAUCACUAACAACGCAAUUAACUUCACAUGUGCUUUUUUAAACUGCAUACUGUACGCAGUUGCGUCGAGUGGUUAGGUGAUUUUUAAAAUAAUCAUUACAUUAAAUAUAAAUUUAUUAUUAAAACGUAUUGCAAGAAUCGUUAUUCUUAACAAUAAUUUAAACAAAGGCCAAAAGAAACUUGUCUAAAGUGGUACGGCACUUAGGCCUCCCAACAUGGCGCCAGUGGCUUCACUGAAACCAGAGCCAAUGAGCAAUCCAGCUAUCCAGAGAUCGGUGGUUUUUCUCCCUUAAUAAAAAAAAUAUGUCUGGCUUGGCAACAUAAACAUUUUUUUUUAUAUAAUAGAAGAAAAUAUUGCAUCAGUGGCAUAUCUAGGCGAGGGUGUGGGGGACUGCCUCCCCCUC